Molecule: messenger RNA, 2673 nt
Organism: Acanthopagrus latus (yellowfin seabream)
Lineage: Eukaryota; Metazoa; Chordata; Actinopteri; Spariformes; Sparidae
Gene: nudt19
Product: nudix (nucleoside diphosphate linked moiety X)-type motif 19
Exons: 3
Coding region: 157-1362 (401 amino acids)
Cellular component (GO): mitochondrion
Molecular function (GO): hydrolase activity, acting on acid anhydrides, in phosphorus-containing anhydrides
Source: RefSeq, a predicted model, not a curated record
UGUGCUCGUGCCCUUCCAGAACACACGUCACUUCCACCAAAAACAAAUGUCGCGAGGCAGCCCGGUAGUAGAGCACCCUGUGAGUGUAACUUUCACAAACACUGAGUGAAAAUUCAUUGAAUAAAACAAACACCACGACUGCGUGUUAGCUGUAGGAUGAACACCACGCUGAAGCACUGGAAGGAGGCGGCCACGCUCAUCUUAGCCGCCGGCCACAGGCUCGGCGCGGACAGCCUGUCGUCAAGGACACCGCUGUCCGCCGCUCCAGGUGCACCGCUGGCCGGCAGCCAUGGGCGCUCUCACCUGCCGCACAGCUCCCGCUUCGAUUACGACGUCCUGCUGCUCAAACGAAGCAGCAAAAGUGGCUUCAUGCCCAACGCGUACGUGUUCCCCGGCGGCAUGGUGGACGCCUCGGACUUCUCCAGUGAGUGGCUGGACAUCUUCAAGUCUUUCACCAACUCUCCCAGCUUCGGGUUGAAAGGUGUGAAGCAGCCGGUGGAGAGCAGACCUCCCAUCUUCGCCACAGACCGGCUGAAGCUGGGCUCCCCUAUCCCGGGGGAGGUCGCCUUCCGGAUCUGCGCGCUGAGGGAGACGUUCGAGGAGUCUGGAGUGCUGCUGGUGGUGUCCAAACAGGUGGAGGAAGGCUUGCUGGAAAGCAUCCAAGACAGUAAAGUGCCACACAGCACGGUAAACGAUCUGUGCAGCAGUGAACUCACCAGGUGGAGGACUCUGGUGAACCAGAGCCCCUCCAACUUCAUCAGGAUGUGCAGAGAGCUGGAGGUGUUGCCCAACAUCUGGGCUUUACACGAGUGGGGCAACUGGCUGACUCCCAAAGGUCGAUACGGUGUGACGAGGUUUGACACAGCCUUCUUCAUCUGCUGCCUGCAGGAGAUCCCCCACACCCUGCAGGACGAGAGGGAGAUAGUGCGCUUCCAGUGGUCCACACCCUCUGAGGUCCUGCAGAGCUACCAGGCACGCGAGUUGUGGAUCGCCCCUCCACAGUUCUACGAGCUCAGCCGCAUGUGCCGCUUCCCUCAGCUGAACGACCUCCACAACUUCUCCAGCCGGCGCACCACGGAGGGCUGUGAGCAAUGGCUGCCCGUCAUCAUAAACGAUCCACACUACAUAUCGCUGCUGCCAGGUGACAAACUUUAUCCACUGGACACUUCAGGUGAGGCUGAGGCGGAUAAGAGCCCAGACCCUCCGCAGGAGCAUCAUCAGCAUUCUGGACUGCACCGCAUGUUGAUCCCAGAUCCGUACAGUUUAAGUCUACAGGUCACCAUCACGCCCAAGUACAACCAUGUGCUGCCUGUCGCUGGACAAGCCUUAGAGAGCAAAGCUGACUCAAACAGUCAGCUUUGACUUGCCCGACCUAUAGUACAAGCCCCACAACACCUCUGUUUGUGAUAAUGUCAGAUAAUAUCUUCCUUUUAUAGCAGAUAUGAGGGCCGCACAAUUAAUCAAAAUCACAAUACGACUAAGUGCAAUAUCCAUAUUGCAAGAACUGCAGUUGUUUUAUAAAGGAAAUGUGUCUCAAAACAAUGUUUCAAUGAAAUGUUGUCAUGCUGCAGAGAUGCUCUGACCUACAAAUGUUGUUCUACAGAUGUAAUAAAACAUGUUUGUCACUUUUUGACCAUAACGUGCAGCACUGGCAGACAUUUUGAAUCGUCAUAGCAGGGGAAGCACAGGUGGUACUGAUAGCAUUUGAAAUGGCUGUGUUCUGCUUGUGUGUCACUGUAGAGCAACAGUCAUACCACAAACUGAAAUAUGCUCACCCAGGAAAAUCAGGUUGGGCCGUCUAGUCAGUCACAACAGCUCCUGUAGCUUUUCUCAGUUUUCUCUCACCUGACACCGACACACACAAUUUUGUUCAAUAAAAAGGGUUUGAGAUAGAGAAUAAAGCUAACAACAGGACAGUAAGUUCCCAUAGUUUAUUUAGUUUAAAAAGACAUAUUUGUGCCGCUUAACUGUAGUCUCCUAACUGUCUGCAAACCAUUUUUAUUUUGUGAAAAACCACACUCAUUGACUCAUCAUGGUGUGUCCAGGGCAUUAGCCAUGACAGUGUAACCAUGAGCCAGUGUGCAUAACAUCAGGACGCAGCUAACUGGAAUUCAGCCAUCAUUUAUGUGAUAAAUCACACUUUUGAUUUUCCCACUGUAACAUGUCAGAGUGUGCAAGCCUGGAUCUCUUCCAAGGAAAACGGCCUCAUCUGAACAUGACUGUAUUAAUGCCUGUUAAGAUUUGUUAUUUUACAUUAUUUUUGUUUUGAGACUUUAGUGUCACAGUCACUGCCAUCCAGUUUAGAGAUCUGUGUCUCUACCAGCAUCGCUUCAUCGUUUUUUAAUAUAAUUAACAAAUGUGUUGUGAAUGCCAAUGGCCUUAUAGUACGCAGGACUGAAAGUUUUCCAGGUUUUAGUGAAGCAUCUCUGUUUGCAGCACGUGUGAAGUGAGGAGGCCACAGAAGGAGGUCCAUCAGACUUGAAGUGGUUCAGGAACUUUGUUUUGGUGUCGGCUGCUGAGUUCUGUGAUUUGAGAUUGAUCCUUAAAACUGUAACUGUCUAAAAAUUUGACUUGAAAUCUGACUUUUUAUAAUAGUUUAUUAUGUCUAUUAUGAGCAACACUAUUAAGCAGUGAGUUCUAUGUGGAAAUAAAUAUUAAAUUGUUUUAUACGUA